Fusarium keratoplasticum is the source of this 546-nucleotide messenger RNA. RefSeq lists its product as uncharacterized. The record is from RefSeq and is a predicted model, not a curated record. Bases 1 to 546 code for a protein of 181 amino acids. NCBI's taxonomy places the organism in Eukaryota, Fungi, Ascomycota, Sordariomycetes, Hypocreales, Nectriaceae. The transcript has a single exon.
AUGGCCCGCCAAUGGCAUCCCAGAGCUGUCGCUCAAGUCACCCUCCGCGGCCUCCAAUUUAUCUUCGCCGUCAUCAGCGCAGCACUCUACGGCGCCGACCUUGUCAACUGGUCGGCAACCAACACACAUGCCCACGCAAGCUGGAUCUAUGCCGAGGUUGCCGCAGUGCUAGCUGCCCUCAGUUCAAUGGCUCAAUGGUGGCUCGCCCUUCCCCGUCCUGGAGCCGUGGUCUGGGACUGUGUGAUCAGCCUCCUUUGGCUUGUCACUGUCGCAGUGUUUGCCCAAAACAUCUCCAACAGUGCGGAUAUUGAGCAAAAGUUUUCGAUCAACAGAAUUAAAGCCGCCGUGACGAUUGAUGCUGUCAACUUGGCCCUGUGGCUUGCUUCAGUCGUGGAAGCUUGCUGGUGCUGUGGCAGACGACAACAGCAGAAACAACCUACAAUCGAGGAAGCCAUGGAAGAGUUGGAUAUUGCUGAGAAGCAGAAUAUCACCACAGAGAAGGGUGCGAAAGCGGCACUUGAUCCGCCACCAUAUGUCAAAGUAUGA